Rhododendron vialii is the source of this 537-nucleotide messenger RNA. RefSeq lists its product as uncharacterized. Bases 1 to 537 code for a protein of 178 amino acids. Gene Ontology annotation, molecular function: nucleic acid binding; RNA-DNA hybrid ribonuclease activity. The transcript has 3 exons. NCBI's taxonomy places the organism in Eukaryota, Viridiplantae, Streptophyta, Magnoliopsida, Ericales, Ericaceae. The record is from RefSeq and is a predicted model, not a curated record.
AUGCCUAUAAAUAGGCUUGUAAAUCUGAUUGUUAAAAGUAUGAGUAGAGUAAGAGAAUCAGAUGAGAAAAAUACCAACAAUGGACUCCUGCAAGAAUUAAAUGCUCGUUUCCUUGAGGCAAAUAUCGAAUUGCUACUUCAUGUGUUCCCAAGCGGCCACUACGAACCAUUGGAAGAAUCUUUGCCUGGAGAUGGUUUCGAAGCUCUCGCAGCCAGCGCGGACGAUCCGCACUGGACGCUUAGCUUUGAAGGGGCCGCGGGAAAUGGAACAGGAGGCGCGGGAAUAGUGUUGCGGAAUGAGGAAGGAGAGAAAUUCCAUUUGGCUUACAAGCUAAGCUUCCCUCGUUCCAACAAUGAAGCAGAAUAUGAAGCAUUGAUCUUGGGACUGUUAGCCGCAAGAGAGAGGGGGAUCAAGCACCUAAAGAUAGUGGGAGAUUCAAAAUUAGUGAUCCUACAGACGGAAGGGGUCUACGCGUUGAAAGAGCCAAUAUUGGCCCCCAUAUCGAACAAUAGUGCAAAAACUGAUAAAGUCCUUUGA